AUGCCUCGAUCGACUACCACCACGGACGAGUACGACGUCAUCACCCACGAAGACACCUUCUUGGACGAGAAAGAAGUCGCCAAGAUCAGAGCUUGGCUGCAGCCGACUGACUACCUGGCUGAGUCUUCUGAGUACCGUCGUCAUUUGCUAUCCAGAGCACCUGACACUGGCCUGUGGAUCACUCAAACCAAGGAGUACCAGCAAUGGCACGACUCACCAGACACCGGCAGCCUCUGGAUAAAAGGCAUACCUGGAUCCGGCAAGUCUGUUGUGGCUGCAUCAAUCAUACAGCGUCUUAAGACGACAGAAGAUGUACCAGUGCUGUUCUUCUUCUUUCGCAACAUCGUCGCCGCCAAUUUCGAGCCGCGCUCCUUGAUGAAGGACUGGCUCGCUCAAUUGCUUCCGCAUUCCCCAGAACUGCAGUUUGCGCUCAAACCACGGCUAGAUACCAAGCUGGAAGAUGUUUCCGAGGCCGAACUUGUCGAUACAUUUCUCGAGGGGCUGAGUGGAAUAUCUCGCAUAUACUGCGUUGCGGACGCUCUCGAUGAGAUGAUUUCGGAGCACAGGUCGUUUCUUGAUAGGCUGAACAGUCUGGCAACGUAUCGACCACGAUCAGUGAAGCUUUUGAUGACAAGUCGGCCUAAACAAUACCUCCAAAGCGCAUUGAGGGACUCGUCUAUCGUCCAAAUCAGCCUGGAGCAGCAACUUGUGGGACCCGAAAUUGCUGCAUAUCUUGACCAUCGCUUCGAGAACAAUCUUAAAACACGUGGUGUACCUAAGAAUGAGCUCAUAACGAUGAUCGCAAAGAGAUCGCAAGGGCUAUUUCUGUACGCGAAGCUCACCAUGGAUCAAGUGGAGGAGUAUGUCAACUCCGCGGAGAGUGUCGACGUUGCUCGCUUAGCUGCCUCAUUACCAUCGGGUCUCGAGCAGACGUAUAACAGCAUGCUUGCUGUGCAGCGAAGAACGUAUGAUGUUACGAUCGAAUUACAAUUGCUGGUUCUUGAGGCCGUUACUCACGCAUGCCGGCCAUUGCGCCUCAACGAGCUCGCAAGCCUCGUACAAUUCGUUCAGCCAACUGCUGCGGCAAGCGGCCAAUUCAAGAGACUGGUUGCUGCAUCUUGUGGCCCCUUGAUUGACAUUCUGGAAGAUGAGACCCUCCAGGUUCUUCAUCACUCCUUUACAGAGUUUCUUCGAGGUGAUACAAGGUCCAAUCCGGCGGGCGACGCCAGCAGUGACUUCCCGUUGAUCGACACAUUUCAAGCGCACAAGCACAUCGCAGUGCACUGUUUGAGAUAUCUUCAGUCGGGCACUCUUUUACUGGAUGACGAGACAUCCCGAAGCCAAGAAUACUUCUCAUCAGUCUACAAACGACCUGCUCACCUCGUUGAUCUUGAUGAGCAACGAGAGAACCCUAGAAAGUCUGAUCGAUUCGAUUACCAGCAAGCUAAACUCAAACACGCGUUCCUGAGCUAUGCAGUCGACAAUGUCAGCUAUCACGCGAGCAAUUACGACCUACCCGAUGAGACCUUCCACCAUGAAGCCGAGUCCUUUGUGAAUCCUCGUCGCCUCGACUAUCACCGCUGGCUUGCCCGUGCCUGGGGUAGCACGUCGGCGAAAGAGAGUAGUCUCGAGGGUGUGCCUGGCAUGCUGCACUUUGCUUCCUUUUGUGGUCUCUCAAACAUUGCCAGUAAGGUCUUGCAGCAGAACACAGCAGUCGAUGUUCAAGAUUCUCAGCAGCGCACUAGCCUUCACUGGGCGUCUCAGAAUGGACACGCGGCUGUUGCUGAGCUCCUGCUACAGCAUGGCGCCAAUCAAAAUGCUGAGGAUGGACAAGGACUACAACCGAUACAUCUGGCCGCUAGGCAGAAUCGUGCCUCUGUUGUCGCCUUGUUGUUGCAAGCUGGCGCAGAGCCUACGGCUGUCAAGACCAAAGAGAACCACUCUGGUAGGCUCUUGGGCGGCGAGACUAUCACUCGUGGCGAAUGUCCGAUCUUUUACGUUAGCAAGGGUGGCCAUCUCGAGGCCACAGAAGCCAUCAUUCCGUUUUGCACUGGCGAUGUCUUGGAACAGCUCUUGUGUGAAAGCUGUCGGUUCAAUCGCACCGACGCCGUGUUAUCGAUUCUGCAAAAGACCGACGUGUCAGGGAACGCCAUGUAUCGCGGUGCUACAGCACUGUAUCAUGCUUGCGCCGUGGCUAACUCCAAAUGCGUGGAAGCGCUUGUUAGACGAGGCGCGGAUGCCAACAAGUCUUCCUUCUAUGAACCUCGACGUACGCGAAACGGCGGGGCCUGGCCCAAAGGACCAGAAAUGACUCCAUUGCAUAGGCUUCUUCAAACCUGGAGCGAGGAGAAUGACUCUCAGUGCACGGCUAUUCUCCGCUUACUGCUUGGUGCAGGCGCGCAGAUUGAGCAACUCGAUGGUCGAGGAGACACAGCGCUACUUAUUGCUGCUGGCGAUGAGGGCUACCAUAAACGUGUUUGCAUUUCCGCAAUGAGAGCGUUGUUGGCGGCCGGAGCGGAUCCCCAGCAGCGAGAUAGAAAAGGCGACACCGCCCUCCUACGGACUUUUAGGACGUGCCGGAAACUAGACGCCUUGCGCCUUCUCGUGCAGUGGGAAAGCAAUCCGAACGAUACGGACUCGCAAGGCUGUACCGCAUUGCACAAAGCGUUGCAGAAGCCGGGCGGGAUGACAGGGACAGACAACACCGAAGAAAUUGUCAGCUACCUGGUUGAGCACGGUGCAGACCCCACCAUCGCGGACAAGCGCGGAAGGACACCGAUAGAAGCUGCAGUGUCUGUGGACUUCGAGGUCUUCAAGUCAUUGCUGCCCUACUGCAAAGACGAGUCCAUCCGGCGACGUUGCUGGUUUGGGUUAGAUGCAUACAUGAAGCGCGAGUCACUAGAGCCCUUCAUCGACCUUCUACUAAGCGAAGGCGUAGACGUGGAAAGUCGGCGACAAGAUGGCAGGACACUGCUCUUGAGUCAUCCCACGAGGACGGAAUUGGUAGGGAUGCUGCGCAAGCGAGGCGCAGAGGUCGACGCCGUAGACGAUUCUGGAAAAAACAUUCUCCACUUGCUCGAAUCUAGACAGCACAUGGAGAAGUAUAUCGCAGAAGGUAUAGAUCCUCUGAGCACUACGAACAACGGCGACACGUUGCUGCAUCACGUUGCAUACGGGUAUCAUGGCAAGCUUGAGGAGCGCGAUUUUGUCCACUGGCUCAUCAAGCUUGGCAUCUCCGUCAAUGCUGCAAAUGGCAAAGGUCUUACGCCGUUGCAUGCAUACAUUGACAGCAACUACCCCGUCAGUAUGAAGCGAUCAAGCGGGCCUGUCCAUUUCAUUGACGCCUUAAGCGGCCAUGGUGAGCAGCUCGAACUCAAUGCACGAGACUGCUAUGGGUUGACACCCCUACAUUUGGCAGUAACGCGAUCGCACCGUGAGACUCUCCAGCUGAUGAUGGCUGGGUCGGAUGUGGAGGCCUUGGACAGCAGCAAGCAUAAUGUACUCCACCUGGCAAGUCGUGCGCGCCAGUCCAGCAUCGUUGGUCACCUAGUCCAGAAGACAGAACAUUGCCUCGUAGAUGCUCAAGACUCGGAUGGUCUCACACCUCUGCAUUACGCAUGCGCCUCCGGUCGUGUCGAGACGGUCGCCUACCUUCUUCGUGGAGGAGCUGAUGCAAAUGCGAAGACCCCUGCUGGCAGAACUGCUCUGCACUUCUGUGCGGACUAUCCCUUGGAGCAGAGACACUGGUCUGUCAAGGGUAAGGAAGAAGUAUUGUUUCCUGGCCGUCUCAAGAGCGCAGGAACCCGAAAAUCGAGCCACAAGCCAUGGUACAAGCAGGAAUAUGGCGUUGACACUUCGUCCACCUGCGAAGACUUCAUGUCCACCAGUGCAAUUGCGAGUUUACUACUUGGAUCGGGUGUCGCCGCAGCAGCUGUCGAUACGAAUGAAUACAGUGCUCUUGAUGUCGCUCUGGAGAACCAAUGCAGCGAAUUGAUCGAGCUAUUCGCAAGUGAUCAAAACCUGUUGGAGAAGCUUCUGAAACCAGCCAAGAGCAACCGCAUAGAUCCAGUCCCGAGGGUUCAAGCGCAGCUUGCGCUCAUGCGCCCUGUGCCUUACAUGAGUCGUGUCGCUGAGGGUAACGAAGUCUACUCAGAGGUUUCCAACGCGCCACGUACAUACUUGAAAUGGUUGAGCGCGCAGGACCUCGAUCUUUUGAUUGCAAAUAGAGGCAAAGACGCCCUCGAUGCCACAUGGCUCCACGAGCUUGGUGCGGAAUGUAUCGAUUUUCGGUGCAUAAACUUCUUUCGCCAUACCACGGCUCUAAAAUGCUGGGUCCAGGAGACCUGCAACGAGGGCUACCUGCAGAGAUUGAUGCAAUCCGAGCGUGAGAAGAACGGAUACUAUGCGCGUACUCCAGCUUACUCAGCGUUACAUCUUGCGUGCCGACAGGAGAAGUCGAACAUGGAGUUGCUGCGCACUCUUGUCGAGACAUGCAACGCCAAUGUCAACGCACGAUGUAUGACUUGCCCCCAAUAUGAACGUCGCCAAACUCCAAAGCCUGGAGGGACUGCACUUCACAUGCUCGCCAUAGCUAGCUCCUGGUGGCAACUCGGCGCUAUGCGAUACCUUGCGUCUCAAGGCGCCAAUGUGAACGCCACCGACGAGCACGGACGCACUCCACUACACAUCGCUGCUCGAGGUAAGCCGCUUGGGCGAGGUAUGAUGAGCGUUGGCACGGAGAAUCACGGAUCUUGGUGCUCUGAAGCUGUAAGGGUGUUGCUAGACUUGGGUGCGGAUCCAAAUGUACUCGAUUGUUCUGGACUUUCCGCCCUGCACCAAGCCUCAAAUUCGCCUGAUAUAAUGCGAGAGCUGCUUCAGCGUGGAGCUAAUCCGGAUGCUGGCGAAGUCAGCCCGAUCUUCCAGGUAUGUGUGACAACAUUGCGGGCAGAAUACUUGCCGUGCCGUGUUGAUAUUGUCGAUUUGAACUGCUGAGCGACAGAGCAUCACGCUGUCAAGCGUUCAAAUGAGGCGCUAUCCGAGUCAAGCAGUGCUAACACAAGUGUUAGGUCAUUCGCGAUCAGAACUUGGAAGCAUUGGAAAUCAUGCUCGACAAGGGCGCAAGCGUCGACUCGUUCGAUUCCCGGUCCGACUGUCUUGAUGACGAUAUCACGGAGCCUGUGAAGAAAUACGCCUUGCUGUGCGCUACCCUAGGGAUCAUGAACGCCGGUGCCAAGGAUUCUGCGCCUUUGGUGAGGACUCUGGUUGAGAAGGGAGCGAACCUGUACUUGCCAGUCAAUGACAACGAAACACUUAUUCAUUGGAUCUUCGAAAGGUCGAAAUACGAAAUCGUGGAUACGCUGAUGAAGCAGCCUUGCGUUUCACGUAUCGAUUUCAACGAGAAGGACCAGAGAGGCAGAACCGUUCUCAUGGCUGCUGCUAAUUGGACAGAGUGCUUGCCAGGCUACAGGCACAGACAUUGGGAUGGGAAAGUCCCAGGUCUUCCUAUUCGGAUGCUCGAUACCGGUCGCAGUGAUGCAACAAUUACGGACGAGCAGGGCAAGACGGCUCUUCACCACCUGCUCGACAACCCAGAUAUGGAAGACGAGGUCGUCAUGCAGCUUGUGGAUCGACCUGAAGUACAGCCGACCGUCUUUACCAGGGACGGACAUGGAUAA
This is a messenger RNA of Lecanosticta acicola, 5675 nucleotides long. NCBI's taxonomy places the organism in Eukaryota, Fungi, Ascomycota, Dothideomycetes, Mycosphaerellales, Mycosphaerellaceae. The record is from the annotation of a GenBank genome assembly.